This is a messenger RNA of Purpureocillium lilacinum, 2250 nucleotides long. RefSeq lists its product as uncharacterized. Gene Ontology annotation, cellular component: cytosol; nucleus. Gene Ontology annotation, biological process: protein deubiquitination. NCBI's taxonomy places the organism in Eukaryota, Fungi, Ascomycota, Sordariomycetes, Hypocreales, Ophiocordycipitaceae. Gene Ontology annotation, molecular function: cysteine-type deubiquitinase activity. The record is from RefSeq and is a predicted model, not a curated record.
AUGGCGGGCUUCCUCAACAAGAUUAAGAGCGCUGGCUCGGCCACCACGACUCAGCCAGCCAAAGAUGCCCUUCAAAAGAAGAAGGACGAGAUCGUCCUCGAAGUGACCCCGUUGGAGAAGAUGCUGCAGAAUGCGGGACCGCUGCGCGAGGACGGUAGCGACCGCUUCUUUGGUUUUGAGAACUUUGGCAACACUUGUUACUGCAAUUCCAUCGUCCAAGCGCUCUUCUACUCCGACCUCUUCCGCGACAACGUCAUCAAGUACCCGCCGUACUCGCCCGCCGAGACCCCCAACGGCACGAACCCCAAGGUCCACGUCACCAUCAGACCGCCCAUGAACCCGACGCCGCCGGCACCGCAACAGAAACAAAAGAUCCCGUCCACGUCCCAGGUGCUGAAGCAGAGGCAGGCCAUCAAUGCCGGUCAACCAGUUGGUGGCCCGGCCGCCGUCAAGCCCGAGGACAAGCCCGACACCCCCGAAUACAAGAAGAAGCAGGCGAUGCUCAAGGGCCCGAUCCUAGAGCUGGCGCAGGAGAACGCCGUGGCUUACGGCAUGGACGAAUGCACCUUUACCGGGCUCAAGGACAUCUUCCUCGCGCUCCUCGAGAGCAGCACCCGGACGGGCGUGUUGAGCCCGCAGCGGUUCCUCGAGAUUUUCAAGCGCGACAACGAAAUGUUCCGAAACUCCAUGCACCAAGACGCCCACGAGUUCUACGGCUUAGUCUUGAAUGACGUUAUUGCCAACGUCGAAGCAAACGCGCGCCGGAUCCAGGACGACGACGUCAGGCGGCAGAAUGGCCUGAUACAGUCGGUGGAGAACGCCCUCGGCACCGGCCUGAACAACGCCACCGGAUAUCGAUCGCCUGGUACCGGCUGGGUCCACGACAUUUUCGAAGGCGUCUUGACCUCGGAGACCAAGUGUUUGACAUGCGAGACAGCGUCGCAGCGCGAUGAGACAUUCCUCGACCUCUCGAUUGACCUCGAGGAGCAUUCCUCGGUCACGUCCUGCCUGCGCAAGUUUUCCGCCGAGGAAAUGCUCUGCGAGCGGAACAAGUUCCACUGCGACCACUGCGGCGGUCUGCAGGAGGCGGAAAAGCGCAUGAAGGUCAAGCGGUUACCCAAGGUGCUUACGCUGCAUCUCAAGCGCUUCAAGUACACGGAGGACUAUAGCCGGCUGCAGAAGCUGUUCCACCGGGUUGUGUACCCCUACCACCUCCGCAUGUUCAACACCACCGACGACGCGUCGGACCCCGACCGUCUGUACGAGCUAUACGCGGUCGUGGUGCACAUCGGCGGCAACGCCUACCACGGCCACUACGUCUCCAUCAUCAAGACCAAGGAUCGCGGCUGGGUCCUGUUCGAUGACGAGAUGGUGGAGCCCGUCGACAAGCACUUUGUGCGCAACUUUUUCGGAGACAAGCCUGGCAUGGCAACGGCAUACGUUUUGUUCUACCAGGAGACGACUUUCGACAAGGUCAGGGAGGAGCAGGAAAAGGAGGGCAUGGAGGAGGUCAAGCUGGCGACGCAAGCCGCCAACGUGGCGCACGAGGACAGCGACAAGGCGGACACGGCCCCGUUGAAGCGACAGGCCACGCACCCGACGCCGCCAGCGCCUGAGCCCGAGACGCUGUCGAAGCUGGCUCACGCCCAGACUGCCCCGGACUUGUCGAGCGCACCGCCGGCCGCGGCGGCUCCUUCGAGCCCCGCCGUACCCCCGGUGCCCGCCCUGGCGAGGACGCCAACGACGAAGCAGGACGCAAAGACCAAGGAAGACAAGAAGCGCGAAAAGAAAGAACGCGAGGCGGCAGAAAAGGCAGCAAAACUGGCAGAAAAAGAGACCCAGAAGCAGGCCAAGGAGGCGGAGAAGGAGCGGGAGAAGCAGCUCAAAGAAGACGAGAAGAAGCGGCGAGACGACCAGCUCAAGAGACUACAGGCGCACAGGCUGGAGCAGGAAGAGCUGCAAAAGGUGCUCGACGAGAGCAAGAAGACGGCGGCCAAGGAGGACCAGGCCCGCAAGAAGGAGACCAACGGCAACGGCACCGUCGGGGGCAUGGCGGGCAUCCUCGACCGGUCCAAGCGCGGCAGCAAGUCCAUGUCCAAGAAGAGCUUCAGCUUCUUCCACAAGGACAAGGGCGGGGCGGACGCCACGACGGAGGGGAGCGAGAGCGGCGAGCUGCCCGAGAAGCAGGAGAAGAAGGGCCGCCUCAGCAUGGGCCUCGGGCGGAAGAAGAGCAGCGGGCUGCUGUCAUGA